Brassicogethes aeneus is the source of this 908-nucleotide messenger RNA. Lineage: Eukaryota; Metazoa; Arthropoda; Insecta; Coleoptera; Nitidulidae. The record is from the annotation of a GenBank genome assembly.
CUAGGGAAUUCUAAGUAUUUUAAAACAAAUUUAGGGUUUUUAAAGCGACCAUGUUGCCAGCACUGUGUGUGUUAUAACCUCACUUUUAGGUUAUUUUGGUAAAAUGUCAACUUUUGCUAAAAUUGGGGGUAUUACGCGGUUAUUAGCCAACAGUUCCAUCAGUAAAGUUAACAAUACGUGUAAAUUAAGGAGUUUAUCCACAACACCAUGUCGUAGAGAAUUGAUGGAAUUUUUCGAUGAUGAGAAGAACUGGGGCGUCCAAGAAGUCAAAAGUGGUCGAUCGUGGAAAUCCGAUGAACUGCGCUUAAAAUCCAACACAGAUUUACACAAAUUAUGGUAUGUUUUGUUGAAAGAACGCAAUAUGCUUCUUACGAUGGAAGAAGAGUGUAAAAAGGAAACAAGGUUAUUCCCAAGCCCUGAGAGGUUAGAUAAGGUUGAAGAUAGCAUGAAAAACCUUGAGACUGUUGUCAGGGAAAGAAAUAAGGCAUAUCAUUUGCUUGAAACGGGCGAAAAGGGUGAAAGACCAAGAAAACUAGAAACAAAUGUUUUGGGUCUGCAUUACAAAUACAAAAUGAGUGAGCACCCAAUCCCAAAACACCUCAACACAAAAUGGAAAAAACAAUACGAAUUCUACAAAUACGACAAAGAGGUUGAGAUGUUUAGGGAAAAGUUAAACGAAAAGAAUUAUUUGGCGAAAAAAAAACAACACAGGAGGGAGUUCAAUCAUGUUAUCGGGCUUUUAAACAGGUUCCCCAACAUGGACAUGGAAGCCUUGAAACAACAAUACCCUGAAGUUGAUAUAGAAAAAGCCAAAAAUAGCAGGAAAUAUGGGGGACAUUUUGAACCAAAAUAAAGUUUUGUUAUAAUGAUUAGUUAUUUUUUAUUGUAAAUAAAUGCCUUAAACUUUA